Messenger RNA from Lachnellula hyalina, 1704 nucleotides. RefSeq names its product Altered inheritance of mitochondria protein, mitochondrial. Gene Ontology annotation, cellular component: mitochondrion. The record is from RefSeq and is a predicted model, not a curated record. The transcript is spliced from 5 exons. The coding region runs from base 1 to 1704 and encodes 567 amino acids. NCBI's taxonomy places the organism in Eukaryota, Fungi, Ascomycota, Leotiomycetes, Helotiales, Lachnaceae.
AUGGCAAUGCCCUUCUUUCGAAAGCAAAAGGAUGACGGUUCGGAGGAAGAAAUUCCAGAAGAAGAGCUUUAUCGAUACACUCGAUACCGGUGGCUGUGCAACGAAACUGAAAACCUUGCGAUGCGUUAUCGCAAAUUCAAAGUAUCGGCCCUUGUAGAUGCCGCCGUCAACGCUGUUGGCGACGAUGCUACAUCUUGUAAGGUUAUAUUUUCAUCGAUCCCGAAGCUGCGGUCGUUUAGAAUCGAACCUAAUAUUGCUACGAUCUCAGGUGUGAAGCUACUGAAAUGCACCGAAGGUCAAUACAACAAGGCAUUUCUUAUGACUAUGGAUAAUGGAGCAGAGGUUCUGGCAAAGAUUCCUAAUCCGAACGCUGGUCCGGCUUUCUAUACGACUGCCUCUGAGGUUGCUACACGACAUUUUCUACGUACAGUCUUGAAGUUACCCGUCCCACGCAUAUACGCAUAUUCUGCAGAUCCCCUCAAUCCAGUCGGUUCCGAGUACAUUAUUGAGGAGAAAGCAGGAGGCAAACCACUAGGGAGUCUUUGGUAUCAGUGGCAACCAGAAUCUCGACUCGAUCUUGUGACUCAGCUCGUUGAAUUUGAGACAAAGCUAGCGUCGAUUUCAUUUCAGAGACACGGUUGCAUCUACUAUAAGAAGGAUCUGGAAAAGAAAGGUCUUCCGCCCUAUGAACUAGAAGCUAGGUCUUUAUCAUCUGAUGGUCCGACGACGCGGCUCAACUUUGUGCUAACAGAGGGGUUUGCAUUUGGGCCUUUGACUGAAGCAAGAUUAUGGGAACGCGAAAGAGCGACGAUGAAUUUAGAUCGAGGUCCUUGGAACACUCCUUCAUCCUACAUGGCAGCUAUGGGAAUCAACGAGAUACAAUGGGCGACGGCAUACGCAAAACCCCAAAUCAACGAUUACCCAUCUAAUGAAACGCCCGACUCUCCCGAGGACUACAUUUCACUAUUGGAACGGUACCUUCAACUCGCCCCCCACCUGUCGCCUGGUCCUUUCCGAACAUCGCUCUCGCACCCAGACCUUCACCUCGAUAACAUAUUCGUUGAUCCAGACACAAAGAAAAUAACUUGCAUUAUUGACUGGCAAUCGGCUUCGGUAUCUGAGCCUUUCUUCCAGCCUAGUAUUCCGCGUAUGCUUAUCCCAGUCGGCUCUUGCUCCCCUGGUGAACGAUUGGAGGCUGCGUUAGAAAAACCUAAUGCAAGAGAAGACUCCAGUGGGACUCUGGAUCUGCUCAGCCAUUAUCAAAAGCUUAGCAGGCUUACGAAUGAACAACGGUGGGCCGCGAUCAAUCUACACAAUCGUUCGCUCCUGACCGAACCUGUAUCUUUGAUCUGUGGCGCGUGGAGCAGGAAUGAUAUAUUUUCUUUUCGUCACGCCUUGAUACACGUCGUUGCUCGAUGGAACGAAGUCGCGACGGCCUCGACGCCCUGUCCUAUCCAAUUUACGGAGCGCGAACUAAAGCUUCACAGCGAUCAAUUAGAGCUUGCAGAAGGUCUUGGAGAAGUCCUGCACCAACUUCAGAACGAUAACCUGAUCCCACUAGGCGGCAUGGUUCUUCGAGGAAACUACGAGCAGGCUAUGCAUAUCAACAAUAACGUUAGGAAGAUGUUUAUCGAUAUGGCUGAGUCAGAGUCGCAGAGAAUUCUCUACUCACAAAUUUGGCCCUAUCAAGACCGAGAUUCGUGA